UAACUGGCUGCCUGGUGAAAACAUUCCAAGGCCAACUUUAUCUGAGCGGCCACUCUGCUUGUCACUGGUAUAUAAAUCCUGAAAUUCCCGAAUCUGAGACUCUGCUCCAAAGUGUCGGGAGCCAAAAUAUUACAGUUCGAAAGACAGGAACGCCUCUGGAGGAUCUUCCAGUUCCUCAGACUCAACAGAACAAAGAACACCUAACUCUUAGGGAGAUGCAAGAUAUUGAUCCUUAUGAAUUCCCAGAAAAAGGUUGUAUGUGUACCGUUACUAUAACUCGCUUGAUAGACGCCUCAACAUGGUGGUUCCCUUCAUGCAAUUUCUGCAACAAGUCAUGUAAGCAAGAAGGUUGUGAUUUCAUCUGUUAUGAAUGUGGGACUACUAAUAAAUUUUCUUACAAGUACAAGCUAAACUUUAUAACCAGUGACGGUACAGAAGAAGCUGAAAUGAUAUGUUUUGGUGAGAUCGGCCGUCGGAUUGUAGGAAAGCCAGUCGAAACAGUUAUGCGCACCCCAAAAGGAAAUGAUUUACUACCUCUAGAUGUCGCCAGCAUUGUCUCUUCCAAAUUCACAUUUACUGUAUUAAUGACUGAAAAGAGCUAUCGGGUGCCGAAGAAAAGUUAUCGAAUAACUUCAAUUGUUACCGCCUAUGGAAAGCAAAAGAUCACACCAAGCCUCUCUCAGAAUGCUCCACAAUCAUCUCAGGACAUAGGAACAUCUGAUAAAGAAAUUGCCAAAGUAGAAACUAUCUCUGCAGCAAGUUGUCCUUCAAGCAGUCAGCUGUAUGGUCUCCUUACUCCCACAAAGACGCUCCCUAUACAAUCCAUGCACUUACAGACACCAGAAAAAAGUGUCCUACUAUCUUCCAAGGAUGCUGAUGUACAAGUUGUAGAGGAUGCUGAAGCAACAAAUAAAUCUGCAAAAGAACGUCUGUACACGUCUGUUAUGGAGGCAGAAAAGUCCAAAGUUCCAAAUAAGUCGUCAGACAAAGACAUGCCUGAUAUACCAACUGAACUUGCCAAAAAUGAUGCCGCCAUUCCAAGUCUAUCUACAAAGAUGGCUGAAAAACAAGAGCCAAUCAAUCAGGAAAAGACAAUUUAUGGCAAAGGAACAAAAUCCAGCAAGAAAUGAUGACUGCUGAGCCUUUUGUCAACCUGCUCAGCUACAUCAGCCUACAAGGAUGCUGCUCACAAAACAGCUCAAACUAUCUGAUGAAACGUUGUUUACUAUAACAACUGAACUUGAGCUGGGUUGCAAUAACUGUCUGCAUCACUUAUGAAGUAUGCAAACGACUAUUAGAACUACUAUUAAUAUGUAUGUGCUGUCCAGUAAUAGAUAUCAGUAGCUAUGUCUGUAUGCUCAAGAACUCUAUAACUAUGCUGCCUAAGUCUAUGUAUCUUGAACAUUUAUCCUC
Panicum virgatum (switchgrass) is the source of this 1413-nucleotide messenger RNA. RefSeq lists its product as uncharacterized. The transcript is spliced from 9 exons. Bases 216 to 1130 code for a protein of 304 amino acids. Gene Ontology annotation, cellular component: nucleus. Gene Ontology annotation, biological process: DNA recombination; DNA repair; DNA replication. NCBI's taxonomy places the organism in Eukaryota, Viridiplantae, Streptophyta, Magnoliopsida, Poales, Poaceae. Gene Ontology annotation, molecular function: DNA binding. The record is from RefSeq and is a predicted model, not a curated record.